AUGGCCGCGCCGCUGAUUUCGCUCGUCUCCUUAUUCCUAGAGAAGCUUAGCAAUCUGAAACACGAGGAAGCGACGCUCAGCGGGUUACGGUCCGCGCUGGAGGAGCUCGAGAAGAAGAUCAACGAGAUCAGACACUUCGUCCCCAACGCAGAGACCCAGGCCAUCAGCGAUGAGUACACCCGCCUCUGGCUGAAAGAGCUGAAAGACGCGGUGUACGACGCAGAUGACAUCCUCGACGACUGCGCGAUCGCCGGAGAAAUGGUUUCGGUACAGCCGGAAACGUCCUCCUCGACCAACGAGGUACGCCCUCAUUUCUUUUCUCCAUCAUCUUUCACGAGUCAGACUGGAUUUCAACAUAAAAUGGAGAUGAGGAUAAAGAGUAUAAGCUCUAGGCUGGAGAAGAUCUCCAAAAAGAAGGCUGAGCUGCACUUGACGCCCACAGAUGAUGAUUUCUCAACGAAAGGCAACAGCUUUCAGACAUCAUCUCUACUCCAUCCAGAAAUUACUGGUCCUUCGCUUGAAUCACAGUUGAAAAAAUUACGGAGACUACUUGUGGGGGAUGAGAACGAGGGAAAGCUGAUAGCGAUCACAGGGAUGGGGGGAAUCGGAAAGACUACCCUAGCUAAAGCUACAUACAACGAUCGAUUCAUCGAAGCCAGUUUUCGCAUGAGGAUUUGGAUCUGCGUUUCCAAGUACUUUAACCAUAUUAAGAUAUUGAAAGAGAUGAUAGCGCAAGCAGGCGGGGACCCCCGGAUUGCUGACACUAAAGAACAGCUGGCCAUGAUCCUAAGCAGUCUCGUCAAAGGCAUGAAAAUUUUUCUUGUUCUGGAUGACGUCUGGAUUGCAGACGUCUGGGAAGAUCUACUCCGAGGGCCCUUGCGAGGCGCUGCCGUCGGCACCAGGGUGUUGAUAACGACUCGUCUCGGGUCUAUGGCGAACCAGAUGGGGGCUUCGCACUUUCAUCCUGCCGAAAGAUUGAAUGGUUUUGAAGGGUUCCACCUGUUGUACAAGAUGGUUUUCAGAAACGGGGAGGAAGAACAGUGGGGAAACCUGCAAGAUGUCGGCGUUAAAAUUGCCGAGAGAUGCAAGGGCGUCCCUUUAGCAAUAAAAACGAUCGGAGGGGUUCUGAGGUGCAAGGAUAAGAACAUACGAGAGUGGGAGGAUAUUCUCGAAGAUCCAAUAUGGUCUACAUCCGUCUUCCCAGACGAGGAGGAAAGUGUUAUGAAACCUCUUUAUCUGUCUUACAUGGAUCUACCCUCCAGCAUCAAACAGUGUUUUCUUUAUCUCUCCCUGUUUCCCGAGGACUUCGUGUUUCUGCGUCCCAGUGUCGUGCAGUACUGGGUUGCUGAGGGUUUCCUAAGACCAGAGGGCACUUUAACCAUGGAAGACGUAGGAACGAAGCAUUUCGAUGAGCUGACCGGAAGAGGUCUUCUGCAACCACAGUUGUCACCGAUAGAGGGGGCACUGUGCAAGAUGCACGACAUUGUGCGUUCUCUCUGUCAGUAUCUGGCUGAAGGUGAAUGCCUCUUCGGCGAGAUGCCCAGACCGAAAAGCAGGUCCGGAAACCUCCGCCGGCUGUCAAUCGCGGAUGGAGACGUUGCCGUAGACAUCCAUCUCUUGAAAAGGGAACAACGCCUGAGGACUCUCCUUAUCUGUAGCAACCCAUAUGGAGGGGUAGUUCUAAAACAGGAUGUUAUCGAAGCUCUUGCGUAUCUGAGAGUGUUAGAUGUCAGUGAGACACCCAUUGAGGAGCUGCCACACUACAUUACGAAACUUCGACACCUGAGGUACCUCAACGUCUCUACUACUCCCAUUGGGUAUUUGCCCGAUUCGAUAGGCGACAUGAAGUGCCUGCAGUUCCUGAUACUGAAGAACUGCAAGAAUAUCUCGUCUCUUCCCGAUGGCAUAACGCAGUUGAGAAAUCUGAGGUGCCUUCAGAUGAAUGAGGGACCUGUCAUCGACCAGAUGCCAAGGGGAAUCGGUGGGUUGCAUCAAUUGCGAGCUCUGAAUGAAUUUGUUGUGGACAAGCGGGAGGGUACUCUAAGAGAAUUGGGGCCUCUUUCACAACUCAGACUGCUGGUGAUCACCAAAAUGGAAAGGGUGUCAGAAAGAACGCAAGCCAGAAGUGCUCUCCUCGAAAAUAAAACCUCCAUGUACUUCAUAAGCUUCGAGUGGACCUUCCCUCCCGUAGAUACUGCGACUGUUGCCCAAAUAAUGAACAUUCCCGAUAUCUUUGAUGAGCUGUGCCCCUCACCCUCCCUGAAAAUGCUCAGCAUCGUUGGAUACCUUGGGCUCACCCUCCCUCGUUGGAUGUGGCGUUCAUCGUCCUCUAGCAUCUCUCCUAUCCAUAAUCUCACAUUGAUAGCCAUGACUAACUGCAUGAAUUUCUCUCAGCUUCCUCCACUUGGACUUCUCCCUCAUCUGAAGUUACUCUGGAUUAGGGGUUGCUCCCAGCUCGUAACUAUCGGAACCGAGCUCGCAAAUCCUUCUGUUUCCCCGCAUCCAUCUUCUUCUACAUCAUCUUCCACUGCAAAUGGUGGCUCAACUGCUAUUCUGUUCCCCAAGCUAGAAUCCUUUACUCUUAUAGAAAUGUGGAACCUUGAAACAUGGUCCUGGAAAACAGACAACCGGACAACCAUGAUGGUUUUUCCUUCCCUCAAAGUUCUGUACCUUGAGGACUGCCCCAAGUUGAGAUGCAUCCCCGAUAUCUGUUGGAGACGACUCGACAGCGUACACAUCUUCAGCUGCCCUUCAAUCCUGGAGGUGGGGAGUCUUACUGCUCCGGAAAUAUUGCAUGUAAGAGAUGACAGUUCGGAACACCUCCCGCCAUGGUUGGAGCACGUCGGUGUCGAUCCCACGGAUGAGGUGUCAUUCCUUCUCCUCAAGGUCCAGUUGAGUCUGCUCAGGAGAAUGUUACAACAGAGAGAGGGGGGCGGCAACGACCCAGACGAUGGCUGGAAUGUCGUUAAACGAUUUCCUCGUGGUUACGUUGUUGCAACCGACGAUGAAACAUUGUUUUUCUCCUACAACAACGAUCAAUCAUUCUUCCACACAAACGUGCAGGUAGGUCGUGAGGGCAUCUGUUAA
Molecule: messenger RNA, 3087 nt
Organism: Spirodela intermedia
Lineage: Eukaryota; Viridiplantae; Streptophyta; Magnoliopsida; Alismatales; Araceae
Source: the annotation of a GenBank genome assembly